AGAGUGCAGUCGGUGAGCAGAGACAGACAGGACGCGACGUCGCGCAUUUCAGAUAAAAACACAGCGCUGUUAAAUUCAAGUGCUGGUCAUCUUGCCUUUGGCUUGCCUUUCCUUUCAUCACUUGGCAAGAAGAAAUUAUGUAGAAAAGCAGAUGCGAACACUUAUAUUUGAAUAUGUGUAAGUAGGACUGGCAGGGUUCAGUAUGGUUAAGCAGUAGUCUGAGCCCAGGGCCCUGAUCAUGGAGGCUCGCUUUGGAAAUGUGGUGUUCAGCUCCCGCUUCGACUCCGGGAACCUGGCCCGAGUUGAGAAGGUGGAGCGAACUGAGACUGACGGCGAGAGAAACUCUCUCUCCCAAGUCGACUGUGAGUUCAACGUCUGGACUAAACCAGACUGUGCCGACACAGAGUUUGAGAACGCAAAUCGGUCAUGGUUUUACUUCAGUGUGCGUGGAGUGCUGCCUGGAAAACUACUGAAGAUUAACAUCAUGAACAUGAAUAAGCAGAGUAAACUGUACUCUCAGGGCAUGGCACCAUUUGUGCGCACAUUCCCGGUGAAAAUGCGCUGGGAGAGAGUCAGAGAACGGCCCACGUUUGAGAUGUCGGAGAAUCAGUUUUUUUUGUCCUUUGUGCACCGAGUGCUGGAUGUCAAGGGAGUCAUCACAUAUUUUGCCUUUUGCUAUCCGUUCUCUUACACUGAGUGCCAGGACAUGCUUCUGCAGCUUGACCAACGAUUGCUCAGCAGUUCUCAUGCACUGGGGCCCUGCAGUCCCGCAGACAGUCUGUAUUAUCAUCGGGAGUUACUGUGUUAUUCCCUGGAUGGACACAGAGUAGAUCUGCUUACCAUAACUUCCUGCCACGGCAUGCUGGAGGAAAGAGAACCCAGACUGGAGAAGCUAUUUCCUGACCAUAGCACACCACGGCCCCACCGCUUUGCUGGCAAGCGGGUGUUCUUUCUCAGCAGUAGGGUCCACCCUGGUGAGACACCCUCCAGCUUUGUGUUUAAUGGCUUCCUGAACUUCAUUCUGAAUCAGGAGGACCCUCGAGCUCAGAUGCUUCGUCGGAUGUUUAUCUUUAAGCUAAUUCCCAUGCUUAACCCUGAUGGGGUUGUGAGAGGUCACUAUAGGACGGACUCUCGUGGUGUAAAUUUGAACCGACAGUACAUUAACCCAAGCGCUGAGCUACAUCCCUCCAUUUACGGAGCCAAAUCACUCCUCCUGUACCAUCACCAGGACAACCGCCUCAACCCUAGUGCUCCUUCUGCACUCAAACUCUCCAACCAGUCCAAUACUAUGACCCCGCCUCGAACCACACCUCUCGAACUUGAAAACUAUUUGAACUACCGUAAUGAGGUGGAGCAAUUGGAGAGCCCCACUCUUGACCUCUCAGAGAUUCCCAUGCAACUGGAGGAGAGUUGGGAAAAACUCAAAAAAGAGCGCGGCCCAUGUGAUGAGAACGAAUCCAGUCCGAGCUGGAGCCAAACAACUCAACCUAACCUCGCUCCUACAGAGCACAUCCCACCUGAGGAGAGUGGAGUGGCCUAUUACAUUGACCUACAUGGCCACGCCUCUAAAAGAGGAUGCUUCAUGUAUGGAAACAAUCUACCUGAUGAGAAUCAGCAAGUGGAAAACCUGAUGUAUCCAAAGCUUAUUUCCCUAAAUUGUGCCCAUUUUGACUUCCUUGGAUGUAAUUUCUCAGAGAAGAACAUGUAUGCAAGGGACAAGCGUGACGGUCAGUCUAAAGAGGGCAGCGGCCGAGUGGCCAUAUUCAAAGCCAUCGGAUUGGUUCACAGUUACACUUUGGAGUGCAACUAUAACACGGGUCGUUCCGUUAACACCAUUCCACCUGCCUGCCAUGACAAUGGCCGAGCAACUCCUCCUCCUCCUCCUGCCUUUCCUCCUAAGUACACCCCUGAGGUAUAUGAACAGGUGGGCCGGGCCGUUGCUAUAGCAGCGCUAGAUAUGGCUGAAUGUAAUCCAUGGCCACGUCUCAUCCUUUCGGAGCACAGCAAUCUGGUGAACCUGCGAGCCUCACUGCUUAAACACAUUCGCAACAGCAAAGGCUUUGGCUCCAAUGGCCGCAAGAACACUAACAAGACUGCCAGUGCCCCCAAAUCUUUAGGUCUGAGUGGCUCUGUUUCAGAGAAUUCUCUAAGUCGAAGUCGCAGCAACAUCACCCGUAAUUGCAGCAUGCCUGGGAACAAACAGACGCCUUCACAGUUGAAGAGUUCGCCUAGUUUCACAUUUGGUUGGAACAACACUGGAAACACUCCCAGCUUGCACAAGCCUGCUCACAAAGCUUUGGGGCCAAUAAGAGAAACUAAAGCUCAGGAGAAAAGGCGCCCGCACCAUCUCAGUCACCACCUCUCACUGCACUGUCCCAGCAACAGUCAGGUCAUACAGGCACGCCCUCCUCUCUCUCCUUCAUCUUCCUCUUCCUCCACCUCCUCCUCUCCCUCUUCCUCAUCUUUGGGGGCGGGCUCGUCCUCCUGCUCCAUCAGCACAGCAGGUCUGUACUCACACACCCGCCUGCUUACCAAAUUAAGGCCACUGCAUCACACUCAGAAAUCCCAGCCAGCACAACAGGACUAAGUGACUUCUCUUUUUAAGUCUGUCUGUGUGUGUGGUUGUGUAGUUUCAGAUAUUGUGCUUAUGUUUAAAAGGGUUCUGUGACAGUUUUACUUUCUUUAGUUAGUCCCCCCCCUCCCCAUUUGACUCAAAGAGAAAUGGAAGAAAAAUUUUGCACUUUGAUCAUGCUGAAAGGAUCAAAUUAAGUACGGUGGUAACCUCGAACCUAGAUUUUAGAAGUGUUACACCCACAGUUCGAACUAGCAAAAAUAACCUUGAACCUUACUAAACAACUUGGGUCUUAAAAAUAAAUUUUUAAGACCUAGGCUUACUGUUUGAUUCAGUUCUUUCUAAGCUGGAUUUUAAAGCAGUGUUUUUGCAUCCGUUCUCAUAGUGGCAAAUCUAAUUUUUACUGUGUUCACGACUGUAGCUGCCAAAUUCUACUAGCAUAUUUUUGCUGCAAGUGUGUUCACUACACAUAAUAGACAUGCCAGUUAAGUGUAAAGUCCACUUCUGCUUUUAGAAAGGAAUAGUUAUUGGGUGGUCUCACCCCUAUAAGAUAUAGUUCCCAGGUCUCGACUGACCCUGCAACACUAGAAUGAAAUGGUAAUAAUGGGAACAUGUAGCAAUUUAAUGUAUGUGUACUAUGUCUGAUCUGCUUUUUGUGUCCUAUGUGGUAAUAAUUAUUUUUGCACUUUUCAGUUCUGUAGCAGUUUCCUUUUUUUCACCUCUCAUUUAUUUUUAUAUUGGAUAAGCUGUUUUUUUCUUUUUAUUUCUUUUUUUAAGCAGCAUCUGUGUUGUAUAGAGAUUUAACCAGUUCAUGGCCACCAAAACGUGGCUUCUAAAUUUUAUAGUCAUACGUACUGCAGUUUAUGGGCCGUCUGAUAUUUAAAUUGUUAGGGUUUCUGUUCUUGUCAGACAGAACUACUAUUAGUUAUAAAAAAUUAUAAAAAUUGUAGCAUAAUUUAUUGAUCUUUCUUCAUGCUAUGCAGAACUGAAAAGCAUAUUCCAUUAAUUAAAUUUAAACAUUGCACUCACAGUAUGAGUAAUUUGCUGAAAGUAGGCCUGGUAAUCAUAAAGGUCAUAAUUAACAAUAAUAAUAAUUUAAAAAACUUCUGAUUGUAAUAGUAGAGCUCACUGAAAGUCUGGGUAACUGUAAAUCCUGAAGGAAUAAACUUU
Molecule: messenger RNA, 3742 nt
Organism: Trichomycterus rosablanca
Lineage: Eukaryota; Metazoa; Chordata; Actinopteri; Siluriformes; Trichomycteridae
Gene: agbl5
Product: AGBL carboxypeptidase 5
Exons: 13
Coding region: 239-2587 (782 amino acids)
Biological process (GO): proteolysis; protein deglutamylation
Molecular function (GO): metallocarboxypeptidase activity; zinc ion binding
Source: RefSeq, a predicted model, not a curated record